GUCAAUAUUUCGGCUCAGUCAAGUUAUUAAAAAACCGACGGCAACCUUUUAGACGUUAUGUGAAAACUAUUAAUAUCUCUCUGCAUCAGGGGAAAAAAUCUCACUCUAUGCCAAAGCUUGUUCGAGGAAAUCCAAUUCAGGUGGUCGUUAUUUCUCUCGUGGUGUUUGUGUGGAGAGAACCACACACCCACUCCUGAACAAAGACGGCUUUUGCUUGCAUCUUCCAGUGUUUCUUCUGCCAGCAAGUUCAGCAGAGCUGUAGUUCGUCCAGUGCCAGUCCCGAGCCCAGCCAGGAGAAUCCAGACAGUGAGAUGGUGAAGAUGACCAAGUCCAAAACCUUCCAAGCCUACCUGCCCAGUUGCCAUCGUACUUACAGCUGUAUCCACUGCAGGGCGCACCUGGCAAACCACGACGAACUCAUCUCAAAGUCAUUCCAAGGCAGCCAGGGACGGGCAUACCUCUUCAACUCAGUAGUGAACGUGGGUUGUGGGCCGGCGGAGGAGCGGGUUCUUCUGACUGGUUUACACGCCGUGGCAGAUAUUUACUGCGAAAACUGCAAAACCACUCUGGGCUGGAAAUACGAGCAUGCGUUUGAAAGCAGUCAAAAAUACAAAGAGGGCAAGUUCAUCAUCGAACUGGCUCAUAUGAUCAAGGACAACGGCUGGGAGUGACCUACGGGGAAAACAAACAAACAAACAAACAAACAAACAAAAACAUUUCCCCAUUUUGUGACCUUUUUUUGGCUGCUCUGUUACAGACUUGUCAGAGCGACAACAUCACACGUACACACGCACACA
Messenger RNA from Chanos chanos (milkfish), 797 nucleotides. It is a transcript of the gene ypel1, whose product is annotated as yippee-like 1. Lineage: Eukaryota; Metazoa; Chordata; Actinopteri; Gonorynchiformes; Chanidae. The transcript has 5 exons. The coding region runs from base 312 to 671 and encodes 119 amino acids. The record is from RefSeq and is a predicted model, not a curated record.